AUGUCGCUGGAGGGAGACAACGUUGAAGGAGGAGGCCACAAGAUGCCGCUGGAGGCCACGGGAGGGAGGCAGCAGGAGGGAAGAGGGAUGCGACGCUGGAGGUCGAGAGAGAGGUUAGGGCUUUUCCGCGUUGGUGUGUGCACGUGUAAAACACGUGAGGGAGAUUUUAUACCAGUUGUGUGGCCCAGGGGCGGACUAGGAAAACGCGGUCCAGAAGAUCUGAAGGCCAGCGAGCUCUCUAUUUUAUGCGGCGCCGAGAUCGCUCGCCUUGCUUUCUCGCCCAAUGGCAAGCCCUUCUCCUACGGCCACCCCUCCGUCAAGUCCAUCUUGGAACGAUUUUUCGGCGAUAGUGCCGAUGCCGCGCCUGCUACCCCGCCGCGGCACCUUCUCUCCGCCGUGCUGGUUCAGGCGCUCGCCCACCAGGAGAAGGAGCUGCAGGAACGGCUCGAGGCAGGUUGGAGGAGGAAGGCGACGCUCGAGGAGGCGCUUCGGGGCCGCAGUGGGGUCCUGUGA
This is a messenger RNA of Zingiber officinale, 513 nucleotides long. Its product is annotated as agamous-like MADS-box protein AGL61. Gene Ontology annotation, molecular function: DNA binding; protein dimerization activity. The record is from RefSeq and is a predicted model, not a curated record. The transcript is spliced from 2 exons. NCBI's taxonomy places the organism in Eukaryota, Viridiplantae, Streptophyta, Magnoliopsida, Zingiberales, Zingiberaceae. Bases 1 to 513 code for a protein of 170 amino acids.